Toxorhynchites rutilus septentrionalis is the source of this 3368-nucleotide messenger RNA. RefSeq lists its product as uncharacterized. The transcript is spliced from 4 exons. NCBI's taxonomy places the organism in Eukaryota, Metazoa, Arthropoda, Insecta, Diptera, Culicidae. Bases 485 to 2620 code for a protein of 711 amino acids. The record is from RefSeq and is a predicted model, not a curated record.
CUUAAUACCGUCAAAGCGAAUCGAGAACAAGUGAUGAACAGGCGCAGAAUGAUAUUGUUUUCGUUUAGGUUUCGGGUGUGGUAGUUGUGUUAGUUUCGAUUACUAGAGAAAAAACUAAUUUUUCUUCUGAUUUUAUGUAUUAAAGUUAUUGAUAAGGUAGUGAAGGAUGAUGAAAUAAAUUGAAUUACAAAAUAAUAAAAGACACGGUAGCAUUAACGUUAAAGAUAAAUUGAAGUUCAACACCAAAACCAUCCCAACUUGCAAAUCGUAUCCACUGGAUGAAACGAAGGCUAGUGAAUUUUCAAUACGGAUAGCAAUAGUGGCGGCUAUCGGCAUUCGUUCGUUAGCUGAAAGAGAGUUAUUGCACUGAGAUGAAACGAAUGAGAUUUGUAUGAUUGAUGUGCUAUUCCACGUUAAGGUGUUAACAAGAUCGACGACGUCAAACAACCGGGGUUCACCGUGAUCAUCCCAGGGAGAACCUAAAAUGGAAGAGAACGUGACCAGCAUGUUUAUGGAUGUUAAGCUAGACAUUCGAGAGCGGAAGCUGGAGUUUUCUCACCUCAAGAAUUGGACACGUUAUUUCGUCCGCGUGGAGGCUGUGAAAUGUUUCCCGUGUUAUAUGAAAAUAUCCUUUUUCAAAUCGCAUAUCGACGAAAGCACCGAUUUGAUUGUCCGCAUCAACAUUCCCGGAUUGACUGUCCAGAUGGCGACGUCGCGAACUCGUGCACACUUGUAUGGACUGUUUUGGAAGAACAACCGUAAGCGAUGCUGUGCUUACUUCGCGCUGCCUUCCCAGCUGUUGUGCGAACGGCAUCUGCAGUGGAUGAGAAAGUCGAUCCGAAAUCUUGAACUAUACCGACAGGAAAUUCUGCAGCUGCGCCGCGCCAGUCGAACUCCAAUGCAUGAAAUUAAACAGGAAAUGCAACCGGAUCCAGCGAACAACGAUCUUGGGAUCUAUCAAAAUUUGGACAUCACUCAAAAUACGGUUUCGGUUAAUGGAAUUCUUGGUCCGUUACCUAAUGUGCCGGAGUCAGUGGUUAACUUGUCACAGAGGAUGUCCGGCGUAUCGGGAAUAUACGAAGAAAUUUUCGACCCCAACAAUCCUCGCACGUCUCGAGUAUCGGUUGCUUCGGGAAUUUAUGAAGAAAUGCGUCCCAUCAACAACAGAAAAUACGCUGAAGAAGUUGCGCUUCGUGAUUUGGCCCCGCCAUUACCACCUCGUCCGAGGUCAAACACCAAUGAGUUCGAGUUGCAACGAUCCUUCACGACUCCAGAGUCGGAUUAUCUGAAGAAGAAAAAACAUUGGCUGCUGUUUGAGUCGGUCUUUGGUCGGCGUCGUGCGCAUAGCGGAUCCACCACCUUGAACGUGGCCGAUUCCAAAUCUCCCCGGAAAGACUGUCUGUUGGCGAAAGCGACCAAAACCUCUCCCCAUACACAAAAAGUGAUAUAUCGAGAAAAACGAUCUCACAGGUUAGCGGAAAACAAACGGAACAGUUUUUCAAGCCCGGAUCUUAGCAUACUGAAGAUGGAUGGUGACAAAAUCUCCGAUGAUGGCUCAUGUAGUUCAGAGUUUUACGUGAAUCACCGAAUUGGUUCUAUAGAGAAUCACUGUAUAUCGUCGGAAAUGUUGAAUGUGUCGCAAUGUUCAUCGAUCGAAGAGUCUCUAUCGAAUCUGCUAAUUACUGGAGAUGACUGUGACACCAAACUUCAACAAGUAAUGAAUGUGUCGGAGAACAUUGUACCGAAUUUCAACAGCUCAUGUAACACAUCAACGGUUAAUUUAGUAGGAAUCAAUUGCGAGAUUACGUAUAGGGAACCGAUAACCGCGGAAUCUAUCCCAGUAGGCUAUUGUAUAAUGGGACCGCCGGGGACAGGAUUCAACCGAGAAGAGAUCAACGGAAGUGAGAAAAACAACAAUGAGGAAUCACUGUACAUGAAUAUGGAAAAUAAAACACCAAAUCAGAAAGAUAACCGUUCGAGCUCCUCUAGUAGUGGUGUAAGCAGUAUCUACAGCAACCGGACCAGUGUCUGUAGCUCAGGCAAACAGCGCAACUCGAUUGACGACAAAGUUCCCUCCUACUAUCCGAAUGAAGAUUUCCGCACACCGAAGAAAAGUGAGACGAGUCCUUCCUCCAGGAAGAGUCCAUCAGCGAGCAGUCGGCCGCCGUCGAAUGACAAACUAGUUGAAAGUAACUCCGUUACACCACCCGUGCACAGAAUUCGAAACAUAUCAACAAUGCCGCGUCUGAGCAAAUCUGCCCAAAAACCGCACUAUAAAAAAUCCAGAAUCAAUGGCAGAAGCUCAAGUUCGGAACGGUGCGAUACAUCUGCAACGCCAAAAUUAAUUGUUAAUGAUGCGUCCCCCACGAAGAACAUAGAAAACAGUCCGCCCGCUAUCACACCGAAGAUUCACCAGAAAUAUGCAACAAUCGCCCGUACCGCGUCGCCCAGUUCCAAAAGAACCCACGAAAAGAAUUCCGCUAAAAAAAACACCGACCAGAUGACGGUCAGCUAUAGCAAGCGAUUUGGUUCUUUGCCACGGUUUGGAAAAUUCGAUCUCUCACCUUUGAGACUGAAGAUAAACAGUGUACUUCAGCGCCACAACUCGGAGAAUUCGUAAAAUCUCUACACCACGUGAUCUGACUGUCUGUUAGAGUUAGUUAGAAAUUAUGAAAUCUUACCCAACGGAUAAUUGUUAAUCAAUUCCCGCCAGCUUGGCUUAUUUGAAAAAAAAAUAGCUUCGGUAUCUAACAAUUCUAUCGCAAUUUUGUUCACACUAGACUAUAAGCUACUGUUGAGAAAACGUUUAGGAAACAAUUUCGUUUUGUUAUACAAAAAUGUUUUAUCUUUUUAAGUUGUUUUGGUAAAACCGUUUGGCUUUCAGCUUAGCUUGUUGCCUUUCAAAGUAUUCUAGUUCUAGUUUAGGGUGGACUUAUCACCACUCUGCUUUAGGUGUAGGAUCACAAGCGUUCGCUUCUAUUGCAACAUUAUUAUGAGAGAAAAAGUUCUGUGAUGCGAAGGAAAGGGUACAAUAUAUACAUAUAGCCCUUAUCGCUGAAAAAUAACAAUUGUAAAUUAACUUUAGAAUCUCAGGCAAACUAGGUAUCUGCACAAAAUAUCGUAAGGUUUUAGAUAGAAUAUCGGAAGAGCGCAUCCAUCGCAUUAUAGAGGAAGAACAUGUAGCACAUAUCAAAAGUGAAAAUUAUCAAUGCAUGAGGAAUAAUUAUCAAUGCAAUGAGGAAGAGACGUGCUGACGCUUUUUAUCAGUGAUUUUGAGCAACGUUGUGAUGCUAAAAUAUAAUAAAACGUACAAAAAAUAAUUCGAGAAAUAUAAGAAAUAAUUCGAAACGGGAGUUUAUACCAAGUAA